GUAAAGCAGCAAAUGCAACGCUCCAGAACGGGUGUUGCUAACGACUGGAUCCAGUUAACGGCAUGCUAGCAUGUUUAGCACAGUGCUAGCUGCUAAGAUGACUAGCUCGGCUAGCUUAGCUAACUGGUUAGCUUCAGCAGUGCCGGGGCUUUUUUAAAACUCCGCUUGGAUGUAAUAUUGGUAACGUUACAUGUGCGAAUGGUAGGGUUAUCUUAUGCGGACAAAACGCUCCCCAAAACGGAUACGUCACGUUGUGUUGUAGCACCAGCUAACGUUGUGGCAAGUCCCCAUGGAUGACCUGACCAAAGCCCUCUCGGCCAGCUUCGCUGUGUCGAAGGAGCCCAACAGCACGGCCGCCCCCCACCCUCGGCUGGCCCAGUACAAGAGCAAGUACAGCGUGCUGGAGCAGAGCGAGCGUCGGCGCCGCUUCCUCGACCUGCAGAAAAGUAAAAGGUUAAACUACGUCAACCAUGCGCGGCGUCUGGCUGAUGGGGAUUGGACGGGGGCAGACAGCGAUGGAGAGGAGGACAUGGAGAAGAAGGAGGACGGGGAACGGGAGCAGGACGACCACACGGAGGACGAGGGGAUGGAGAUUGAAAAGAGGAAGCUGCCGAAGCAUUAUGCGAACCAGAUCAUGCUGUCAGAGUGGCUGGUGGAUGUGCCGUCAGAACUGGACACUGAUUGGAUGAUGGUGGUCUGUCCCGUGGGGAAAAGAUCUCUUAUUGUUGCCUCCAAGGGCUCCACUGCUGCCUACACUAAAAGCGGCUACUGUGUGAACCGCUUCCCCUCCCUGCUGCCCGGUGGGAACCGACACAACUCCGCCAUGGGGAAAGACUACACCAUCCUGGACUGCAUUUACAGCGAGGUGGACAGAACGUACUACAUCCUGGACGUCAUGUGCUGGAGAGGCCACCCGGUCUACGACUGCCCGACCGAGUUCCGCUUCUUCUGGCUCCAGUCCAAAGUCCAGGAGACGGACGGCCUAUCGGAAAUCGCCAAGCGAAACCCUUUCCGGUUUGUGAGCCUGCAGAGCACGGACUGCACGGCGGAGCUGAUUCAGAACGCGCUGGCUGCAGAGUACGGCUUCAGCGUGGACGGCCUGCUCUUCUACCACCGGCAGACCCACUACACCCCCGGCAGCACCCCCCUGGUGGGCUGGCUGCGCCCCUACAUGGUCACCGACAUCCUGGGCAUAGAGGUCCCCGCGGGACCCCUCACCGCCAGGCCCGAGUACGCCGCCCAGCAGCUGCAGCAGAUCCUGGAGCACAAGAAGCCGUCGAGUGAAGUGCGCCCGGCCAACAGCAGCGGAGGCUACGAGCUGGAGUACCUGUCCACGCCGAGCCAGGACGGCGGGGACACUGUGAACUUCUUGAGCCAGAAGCCGAUAAGGGAAGCCACCAUGGAGGUCUGAGUGGGCGGCGGAACGAGAUGCAGGUUGCGACACAUGCGCCUCCUUUAGAAUUUUUUCUUUUUUCCCCCCGAUCUGACCAUAUGUAAAGCCUGGCUAGUUCUAAUCCGGCACUGAUCGGGACGCCCUCGGGGUGCCGAUUAGCAGAGCUCUGCCUUUACAUUUGUUUUUUAAAACUCCAUGCCGUUGACAUGACUGUGAAACAGGUCGGUGUCUAUUAUCGCGCAGUAUUCAGCCCCAAACAAACCACCAAAAAUAAUAGCGGAAUCGCAUUGUGGAGCGGCAGCCAAUGAGGGCCGCGUGUUUUAUGAGGGGAGGGGUCGCUGACUGGGCCUCUUCUGCAAGCUUUGAUCAAUGCAGAAUGGAAGCAGUUACUUGGACUUUUACAAUUGAAUGUUGAAUUUGAUUAUUGCUUUUCUAAAUAAA
Molecule: messenger RNA, 1834 nt
Organism: Pungitius pungitius (ninespine stickleback)
Lineage: Eukaryota; Metazoa; Chordata; Actinopteri; Perciformes; Gasterosteidae
Gene: snupn
Product: snurportin 1
Exons: 9
Coding region: 290-1411 (373 amino acids)
Biological process (GO): protein import into nucleus; snRNA import into nucleus
Cellular component (GO): cytoplasm; nucleus
Molecular function (GO): nuclear import signal receptor activity; protein binding
Source: RefSeq, a predicted model, not a curated record